CGCAUUUGUAUGCUCACCAGCUGGUGUACUCAGAUAGUAUUCGGUAGGACGAUUAUUGAACGUGUUAAAACAGCUGUUCGCGAGCAUUUAUAAAAGUUUCGUCCGAAAUUCUACGACAGGAGAUUAGAAGGCAGAACUUACGAGUAUAGGGACGAUUGAGUGACGAAUACGUGCCAAACGCGAAGUAAAAAGUGAAGUUUAUUCUAUAGGAGAAGUGGCGAUAACUUUUUUGAAAUUUGAGUAGUGUGUGUUGCUGCAUAAGGUGCCCUUGGGAUGCUACAGAGUCGUGGAGAGAUUGACAAGUCAAUAAUAUUUAUACCCCGUAAAACAAAGGCGAAAAAGUCAGUGAGCUUAUAAGUGAAGCGUUAUCUAUCUAUGUGGAAAACUUUAACUCAAGAGUGUCCAACGUGUAUUUCUCGUUAAGUCACGGAUCGUUAAAUCCUGGGUGUCGGUGAUGCCGUGCAUGAUGCCCCUAGACGAAAACGAGCAGCGCGUGCGUCUGGUAAUCCUAGGUGGUCCGAAAGUGGGUAAAAGCUGUCUUUUGCGCAAGUUUUUAUUCAACACAUUUCCUGACAAGUACCGUCCAACCGUCGAAGACAUGUUCUUCAAGGAGUUCAACCUCGAACACGUUACACUGAAAGUGGAUUUUCUAGACACUGCAGGAGACAAUCAAUUUCCCGCAAUGCGACGACUUUCCAUCGCAAAUGGCCAAGCAUUUCUUCUCGUCUAUGCCAUCGACGACCCCAACUCGUUCGAUAUGCUCAAGCAAUGUUUUGAAGAGAUUCGAGAAGGGAAACCUGAUUAUCAGAACGCUCCGUACAACAACUCAUUCGCCCACACGAUGAGAUACUUUUCCUCCUACAGGACAUAUACGUGUUCAACUAACGUCGUGUUCUCCAGCUAUACUGCCGUACCGACUGGCUUGAACGAGCAGCCUAGACAAUACAAAGUACUUGAGGAACUACCCAUCGUUGUUUGCGGUAAUAAAAGCGACACGCCGGAGCUGCGAAGGGAGGUGAGCAAACAAGACGUCAGUGAAUGGCUGUACUGCGAAUUGCCUCGAAUCAAAACUAAGUUAGUUGAGUGUUCCGCAAAGGACGGUAGCAAUGUUCACGAGGUGUUUCGGUCAUUCAUUCCUCUGUCGGGUAUUCAGCUUCUACAACAUUCAGAGGGUAUUCCUACGACACCACAACUACGAAGACGUUCGUCUGUGCACCUGCCAAAACGAUUCAGUAGUCCGAAAGGACAGCAACCUCCUCCGCAGCUUCCCGCAGAGCCUCCUUCAGCUCUUCAAAACUGCUCGGCCUUCAAGUCGAAGCCACGUUCGCGAUCUUUAAUUCGACGUACGAGUAAAAAGAACAAGGCAAAAACCGACAACGAUUGUGCCGUUUCCUAAGUGAAAUCGAAGCGGACGCGAGGUCGGCCGAGGACAGCAGGAUGCUUUUUCAAAAAUGCUUUUAUUUGGCUUUUGAAAGCGGGUAGAGAACUACUUCACAAUUAAUCCCUCUCACACAAAACAGGCAUCGUAAAAAGACCUUGUCAAUUGAUCGGCGCCAGCGCUCCCACUGUGUACCACACACUGAUCCACCCAUCCGUCGAUGACACAAGCUUAAUCACCGUAAAAAGUAUGCUUAUUACUACUUUCGGUAUAUGGUUAUUAUUGUCGAUAUCAUAACGCAGAUGGCAGAAUUUCGAUACGAACACGCGUUUUGAUAAGGAAAAAAAUAUAGUAGAAAAAAACAUGUAAUAGAGAAAAAAUGUUCCGCAUGGAAACAAGGUAGACGCCACAGUUAGCUUCUCAAAGUCGGAUCGAGCUCAAGAGUACGACGCCGCGCGAUGCCUUUUGUGCACACUAUUGGCUCACGAACCAUAACAGCCAUGUCAAUUGAUAGGCUCGAUAUGAUCGCAAUAUUUGCAGGAACUGUUUGAUUCAGUUAUUCGAUCAAUAGUUCCUGGUAAUGUCACUGUUUAUGCUUGCCUCGCAUAGCCGGCAGGACGUUACUUGUACUUGUUGCCAAAGCUAGUACUCCCUUAUUUACAGAGCGAAAGACUUUAUCAGGGACAGAGAGAAAUGCGGAGACGGAAUGUUGGCGGCGCUUGAAAGCUCAGAUUCAAUCAGUCGACGUUACCUCGGAGACGGUACCAGCUCGAGAGGAGAUAAAUCCGCUGUCUUAUGAAAAUCAAUAAGGUGGAUAUACUAUUCGAUGGGCUGUAUUUGUCUAUGUACGACUGAACUGUGAUGACAUUAUGUCAGAUUAAUUCAAAUUUGUCACACGAGUCUGACCGAGCUCGAAGAAAAGAAAAAAAAAAAGCAAAUAUCGUACGGUAUAUACUGGUUCAGUUGAAGUAACAUCGUACGCUAUCCCAAGUAACAUAACGAAACAACAUAGGCCAUGUUCCAUCCGCUCAGACUGUAAACGACGAAGCUAGAGGGUAGUAACAGCUAACUAGCAGUAUUACUAAUUAAACUAGGGAUACGAGAGAACUUUUUUACGGCCGACGGUUGGUACGGGAGAAAGCGUGCGUCCUUUUCGAAGUUGGUCAACGGCCGCGCUCUAGCUACAUUGUGAUAAAAAGUAUGUUCAUGAUAAAAAUAACAAUAUUAAUUACCGUCAUUUUGAAAACAAUUAGAAAGUAAAUAUGACUAAUAUUAUUUAUAGUUAUUCACUCAUAUUAACUAUACUCGCUACAUAAUAAUAGGAAAAAUGGCGCCGAAUUAAGAACAUGUUAAACGAUGAACGAAGGCAUCUUGUUUAAGAUAAACAUAUAAACAAGGCAGCAAAAAAGCAGAAAGAGAAGAUUCAUCCGUUACUACUACUACUACUACUACUAUUAUUGACAUUGGGCCAAUUUAAAAUGGAACAACACUGGGUUGAAUACAUCCGGCGAACGGGUAAAAUAGGGGUAAAAGGCGAAUAGUUUAUAUAUGUUGAAAUGGUGUUUCCUCAAUUAUCGAUAGAUAAGUCGCUUGAUUGCAAACUACUAUAAAUCUAAUAUUGAUAUUAAAACUAUGGUAUUUCUAGUCGACCUGUUUCCUAUUUUUGACUUGAGAUACGCGAGGGAAAUAUUACUAGUAGGUAAACAUAUUCCAGGGACAUAAACACACCAUAUAUGUAGAUAUAGAUAUAGACAAGAGAGCAGCAAUAAAACAUUGUUUUUUCGGUUUCCUUCUUUUCACAAACACCAGAGUAACGAACACACUCUUGGUGUUGCUCACUCUAUCGCUGCUGCUAUAAAUUGUUACAAUAAUUAUCUUAUGACUAUUAUCGAUAAUAAGACAGUCAUAAAAAAGAGGACAUAUUACCUUGUUG
Varroa destructor (honeybee mite) is the source of this 3311-nucleotide messenger RNA. RefSeq names its product ras-related protein Rap-1b. Lineage: Eukaryota; Metazoa; Arthropoda; Arachnida; Mesostigmata; Varroidae. The record is from RefSeq and is a predicted model, not a curated record. Gene Ontology annotation, molecular function: GTPase activity; GTP binding.